This is a messenger RNA of Malassezia globosa CBS 7966, 1263 nucleotides long. RefSeq lists its product as uncharacterized. The record is from RefSeq and is a predicted model, not a curated record. NCBI's taxonomy places the organism in Eukaryota, Fungi, Basidiomycota, Malasseziomycetes, Malasseziales, Malasseziaceae. Gene Ontology annotation, cellular component: cyclin-dependent protein kinase holoenzyme complex; nucleus. Gene Ontology annotation, biological process: regulation of cyclin-dependent protein serine/threonine kinase activity. The transcript has a single exon. The coding region runs from base 1 to 1263 and encodes 420 amino acids. Gene Ontology annotation, molecular function: protein kinase binding; cyclin-dependent protein serine/threonine kinase regulator activity.
AUGGCAAGUUACUCUACGCCACAGGGACCUGUAGCGCCGGCCGCUCCUCACUUGGAAGCGCAGGCGAUGCGAAUCCCCAAAAGCGUUUCUGAUCAGGCUAUGCAGGAGGAUCGCUACUAUGGCCAUCGCCAAGUCUCAGAAGCCAUUGAACGUAUGAUCAUGGCACUCUUCUCUUGUUCACAUGAUUCAAUGGCAGCGACAAUGGAUGUGCAAAAAACAUCCAAGGGCACGGCCCCACGCCUAUCACAUUUUGUGGCGUAUGCGUUGUAUCGAACACGUCUCCCCAUGGCGGUGGUGUAUUUUGCUCUUCUGUUGCUGAAGCGACUCAAAACGCAGUACCCAGUGGCCCGCGGGUCAUCAGGCCACCGCCUUUUUAUUUCAGCUUUUAUGCUCGCCAGCAAAAUGCUCUGUGAUGAUGCGUACAACAACAAGAGCUGGGUCAUUGUGAGCCAGAAUCUGUUUUCGCUGCAUGAAGUCAACCAGAUGGAACGCGAAUUAUUCAUGUACCUGGACCUUGACUUGCGUGCGUCGCCAGAAGAGCUUGCUUCAUUUGCAUCAGAAUUGGAGAUGUAUGGCACGCCCCACGUGACGCUCGAAGACCUCAAGCGCACUCGACUGUCGUCGUCGACGUUGACAUCAUCACCAACGAUCUCAAGCUCUGUGUCACAGUCGCCAGGCAGCAAGUCGGUUGGUACACCUACAUCUGCACCACGUCGAAAGGUGCAUCGUCGCUGUCUCAGUUUGCGGCCCGACUACUGGACGCACACCAACUCAAAUUUCAUGCCUACAGCGCGUCACUAUCGCUCAGAAAGUAACGAAUGGAGCGCGAGUGGCAUGCAGCGUCUUUCGCGCUCAUGCGCACGCGCUUCGCUGCCAUCCCAGCGCUCAGUACCGUCGAUUCCCACAGUGACUGCACCAGGAAUACACCAUACAUCGUCGUCCUCGUCGACGUAUGCACCAAGACUUGAUUCGAGUUUUUCUCCAUCUAUGCCUUGGUCGACAUUCUACUCAACUGCAAAUGCGUCAACCAUGUCCAUUACAACGCCGAAUUCGAUGGGAUCAAGUUUGCGUCCCACGCCGUCAACAUCACUCUCUGAAUUAUCACUCAACAGCCCCAAUGCCAGUAUGUACAGCACGAUGCCAGCGUCUAUGUAUGGUCACCAUGGCUGGGACCAUGCCAAACACGUGCCUGCAUAUGAAGUCAAUGAGUCGUUUCGCAUGCAGCCGCUCGCUCAAAUGAUGCAGCAACGCGACGCCAUCUAG